CGGGACUUGCCAACGAAGGUAUCUACAUAGGGAGAUGGCGAUCCGAUCACAAUGCUCUUAGGCAGGGAAGAGAAACAGGAUAUCAACUUGGCGUGACCCGGCCUAGCAUGGCAUAAUGGGGAACUACCUAGUGAAGGCGAUCACUUAGGUGGAUUUAUCGGCGACUGGCAACUAUAAGAUGACUAAAUUAUGAUAUCCUACCAUCAAGAUUCAGAAACUUGAACUCCUUUUCCAACGAUCCCUCAAUAUUUUUCGAUCACAUUCUCUCUUUUAUCGAAUUCACAGUAUUAUCACGUCGAUAUCUAAGAAAAUGCUUAGACCUUAUGUGUCUGGAGCUGCCUUCGGUGCUGCCCUAGCAGCCGCUGGCAUUUAUCAACCAGAUGUAAUCGUCGAACAGAUGGGUCUCCAGAACUGGCACAUGGUCACCACGUUCUUGACUGCCUCUGGAACUAGCACUCUCCUCGUCACUAUCUUCCAACGACUCGGUUAUCUCAAACUAAGUCCCCGUAAUUAUUCGACACUCAACAUAUUCGGAUCCCUCGACGGAAACAUAAUAGGAGGCUUACUCAUAGGCACCGGCUUGGCUGUCUCCGGCUCCUGCCCGGGGACUGUCUUUGCACAAGUCGGGGCUGGAGUUCGAUCUGGUUUCUUUACACUAGGCGGAGCAAUGCUUGGGGGUGUGAUAUGGUCAGGUCUCCUGCGGCCAGCUCUCCGUAGCCGGGAAAAGCCGGCUCCGGAGGCAAGUAAUAUCAAAGCUCGUUGCCUGACCAUAGGCGAGUUGACGGGAACAAGCCAAACGAGCGCCCUCAUCGCCGUCGAAGCUCUGUUCACAGGCAUCGUCGCAGCACUAGUCUAUCUUGCGUCACCGAAGUCUAGUGGCUUGGUAGGACCAGUGACAGGAGGCUUCUUGGUUGCCGGGGCUCAACUAGUCUCUAUCCUGACACGGAGAUCUCUCAUUGGCACUUCAGGUUGUUUUGAAGAGGUCGGCGACUUUUUCUUGUGGGCAAUAGGGCGAGGAAUAAGGCCGAAGUCGUACAACGCCAUUGUUCUUACUGCAGGCAUGGCUACUGGGGCUCUAGCCGUUUCUUUGGCGUCACCAUCUACGCAGAAAAUACCCGAAAUUACUAUCGAACCCGCUAGAGCUGUCCUCGGCGGCGUGUUCCUAGCACUCGGAUCUAGGAUGGCGGGUGGCUGCACAUCCGGCCACGGAAUUAGCGGAAUCUCUCUUCUUUCCGUCUCCAGCUUCGUUACAGUGGCCGCAAUGUUUGCUGGAGGGAUGGCCGUUGGUAUGAUCAUAGGAUAGUCUAUAUGUCGGUGAAAAGGGAUAGGCAUUUUGAUGGGUGCAUCUCCUUAUCCCAACCGCCAAAAGGAGAACACCGAAAAAGAACUCACCUCUGUAUAUCCGGAUAAUAGUAACGAUAGAUCAUUCGAUCUAUUGCAGUUUUGUUUUAUUACCUAGGAAUUCCUCUA
This is a messenger RNA of Annulohypoxylon maeteangense, 1470 nucleotides long. RefSeq lists its product as uncharacterized. NCBI's taxonomy places the organism in Eukaryota, Fungi, Ascomycota, Sordariomycetes, Xylariales, Hypoxylaceae. Bases 311 to 1303 code for a protein of 330 amino acids. The transcript has 3 exons. The record is from RefSeq and is a predicted model, not a curated record. Gene Ontology annotation, cellular component: plasma membrane.